Molecule: messenger RNA, 1134 nt
Organism: Aureobasidium pullulans EXF-150
Lineage: Eukaryota; Fungi; Ascomycota; Dothideomycetes; Dothideales; Saccotheciaceae
Exons: 6
Coding region: 1-1134 (377 amino acids)
Source: RefSeq, a predicted model, not a curated record
AUGGCCGCUAAUCUGACGACGGUCAACGGUGCUCCUCUACCGCCAGGUACUUACUACUUCUCGCGCAUCACCGACACAGACCAUGCUGGUUAUGUAUGGAUUGUCGCCUUGCUCUCCUUGAUAUACCCCUUUGGCACACUUCUAGUACGGCUGAAUGUUAGAUGGGGUCUUUAUGGCGCGGACGACUGGGCGUUGGUGGCAGCGACACACAUUCCUAUCUUCGUUGGUUUGAAGGCAGGAUUCGGGAAAUCAAGCAAAGUCCUCGAGCGAGGUCAAAUUGCGAGCAUCGACGACUCCAUAUACGCGGCUGAAGUGCUCUUCAUCUUCGCAUAUACGCUUUCGAAGGUAUCGCUCGCACUGUUUGUCAGACGACUCUUCACCCACAACCGAAGGCUCAAUACUGCACUGUGCUGGUCGCUUCUGGGCAUUACCGUUGCCUGGGGUAUCGUUGCACUUUUCGUCCUCUUGAUAAAUUGCUCACCGCAUCACUUCUUUUCAAAGAGGAAUACCUGUCCAUCAUAUAUAACACGAUGGCGAGCUGUGACAACGUUUGAUAUCAUUACAGAAGCCGCCCUCAUGAUCGUCCCUUCAUACCUCGUGUCUGGCGUGAUGCUAGGCUCGCGGCCGAAGAUGCUUGUCAUGACUGCUUUCGCAUUCAGACUUGCUGUUGUUGGUUUCUCCAUCACACACCUGCGGCGGCUUUCUCGGACUGUCGAUGCCGAAGACAAGGGCUUCUCUUUCAUCUCGCCAGCGAUCUGGAUUCAGAUAUGGUUGGCAUGGUCGCUAGUAUCUGCAUCCAUACCAUCUUUCCGAGCAUUCAUGAAUCCUUUCGACAACAUAUCUGUCGCAAAGACGGACGACUCACAUAGUGCCUCACGCUCCGAAUUGAAUGGCGCGUAUCUGAUGAUGGGUCCGAUCUCCAAGCCAAGCCAUCGAAAUCAUGGCGCAUCGGCGCGAUCAGCAUCCCAAGGCAUGAGCUUGAGCUCGAAGCUGGGCACAAGGACGUCAGUCCACCACGAAUCCCGCGACAGAGGUGUCGAUGAGGCCCGAUCUAUGGAGAGCUGGCACUCGCGAUCAGGCAUCAUCCGCAAGGAAGUCGAAUGGGAGAUUAGGCACGACCACGAGCCGCUGUGA